CAGUGCCACGUCAGCAACAUGACGGGCCUGCCAGGCCAACUGGCCAAUGAGCCCAUUGCCGACUACGAAAAGCACGUCCAUGCUCAGCUCGCUGCAAUGGAGGUUGAGGAACAACGCCAGCUGGCAGUCAAGGCUGCCCAGCUACAGGYUGAUGAAGCGGCAACAGCAGAGAAGCUGCGGCUACAGGCCGAAGCAGACGCAGAUGCCCAGGCUCGCCGCAAGGAAGCCCAGGCUCUGCUGCAGCGGCAUGAAGCCAGCAGCAUCGAGAAACUCAAGUACUGGCAUUUUGAACCAAACGGCGACGAGCCAACACCGGAAGAGCAGCAUAGGGAGUUCUUGGCCAAGCUCGUGAGCAGCAGUGCAUCCUCUAGCCGCCAACUGGAGGAACGCGUUGACCACGUAGUGGCAAUGCUAGGAGACAUAAGUGUCUUCACAGAGCUGGCCACCAUCAGCCAGCGGUUCGAGUUGUUGGACUCCAAGAUCAGUCAGCAACAGCAGACAGACCACAGCCACAACAACAGCUCGGCGAGGCCAUACAAGAUGCCGACGUUCCGGAUCGAGAAAUUUGAUGACUACACACAUCAAGACCCGGUCGUCUGGUGGCAAGGAUUUACAACGGAGUUGGGGAUUCACGAAGUCCCUGACCAUCUGUUCAUCAGUGCUCUGUUCAUCAACACCAAGGGAGGAUGUCAGAUCUGGCUCAGCCACAUGGCAACCAUCCACGGCGUCCAGGUUUCAGACCUGUACAAGAAGGUCUCCUGGGAAGACAUGACAAAGGAAUGGAAGAAGCGGUUCAUUGUCGACGACGCCCCGGCACUCGCCGUCAACCGCAUCUACACGAUGGCUCAAGAGAGCACACCGACACGUGACUGGCUCACGGAUUGGCAGAAAAUCGUGGCGACGCUCGAUUUGGACUUGUCAUUUCCGCAUCUGCGGCGUGAGUUCUACAACAGGUCAUGCGCCGCUCUCAGCCUCGCACUUAGUGAUCGCGAGCAGUACAGCACUUUCGCGGAGAUAAUCAACAAGGCGAGAGAGCUCAUCAAGACUAACAGGCCGGCUGCACACGAGAAGUCCACGUGGCAGCCAACCUAUGUGGAGAAGGUACGAACUGGUCCGCGACAGCAGCAGUUCGCUGCAGUCCAGUCGGACAGUGUAGAUAACCCAGCAGCCACUCCAGCAUCAAGUGACGGAGAUCAGGUGGUUGCUGUCCAGCCGCGAAGCACCAACAAGUCCCGCAACAAUGGGAAGGCAAAAUCCGCAUCGCAAGCCGGAAAUGGACAACCAGGACAGUUUCCAUGGCURCUAUUGGUGCAACAGCACCAAGCACAAGACCUCCCUGUGCCAAGAUCAGGGCAAGGAGGAUGUGCGACCCCGCCUCAACUCGGGAAACUGAGCUCCGCGGAAGGUGAGGCGACUCCACCUUCUACUCCGCCAGAUUCGGCCGCCUUGCUAGCGGCCUCCUGCACAUCUGGGGAGGAUGCGAAUGUCGCAAGUCCUCGGUAUACUUACGAGGAUUAUGCUGUCCACUUGGUUCCACCGCUGGACCAACCGCUCCACGCGCAACAGUCCACCGCAUGCACGGUUUCAUCACCAUCGGCAACCGAUUCGGCAGCUUCGCCGCAAUCUAUCGCAGGGGAUUCGACGUCAUGGUCAAGACUUGAAGAGCUAGACCCAUUGACAUUCACGGACUUCCAGUGGAUGCCCGUUCCCUCGACCGGACGAUUGUUGAAACCGCAUUGCAACGUGCUUAUGGCACAAUUGCGGGACAACUUGCACACUGCAGUACCAGCUCCGUUGAUGGACGCCGGAGCAGAGGUUGUCGACCUUCACGUUUACAUCGCGAAGAUCGACCGCGAGUUCAAGACGCAACGGUACGACGACAUCGACGCACCAUUGCUAUACAUACGCAUUCAGAUCGGAGAGGCGACCUGCAGUGCCUUGAUCGAUUGCGGAGCAUCUCGCAACUACAUCAGCCAGGACUUCAUGGUACGCGCCGACAUUGGCCCACGUGUCCGGAGGAAGUCCCAGCCUACGCAAGUCACCCUGGCAGACGGUCAUACGCACAAGUCCAUCGACCGGUGCAUUGACGCCGUCCCAGAGUACUUUGCCCCUCACGCAAGUGAGGCGGUGUCCUUCGACAUUCUGGACACCAAAUUCGACAUGAUCUUGGGCAUGUCAUGGCUGCGGAGCAAGGAUCACCCGGUGAACUUCUUCAACCACACCGUUCACGUUCAAGACAUUGUCAGCGACCGCGACACUCGUUUCAUGUCGGCGUUUUGGACUGCUCUCAUGCAGGAGUCCGGCACAACAAUGAAACCAAGUUCGGCUCGACAUCCUCAGACACACGGGCAGACGGAGCGGGCAGACGGAGCGGGCAGACGGAGCGGGCAGACGGAGCGGGCAGACGGAGCGGGCAGAUGGAGCGGGCAGACGGAGCGGGCACGUCAAACCGCUGAAAUGAUGCUUCAUACGCUCAUCCGUCCGGACCAGAAAGAUUGGGUUGACCGCCUCCCCGACAUCGAGUUCGCCUACAACACUUCGGUGCAUCCGGCGAUCGGCGUGACUCCAUUCGAGUUGCACCACGGUGGACGGAAAGGCUGGAUCUUCGCAGACCUUCUCCUCCCUCGACCAGCCGACAUUGACGCUGCCUGCUCUCCCGCUUCCGUCCGGAAGUACAGGGAAUUGCUGACUCAAGCCCGCGCAAAUAUGCAAAAGGCUCAAGUUCGCAUGCAGCAGCAAGCCAACAGGCGUCGCGUACCAUGUCCCAUCCGCGCCGGUGAUCUUGUUUGGGCGUCCGCGGAAGUGUUUGCACUGGAACAGGAUGUUUCACGCAAACUGCUUCCCAAGUGGUUUGGACCUUGGUCUGUGACAGCAGCCGCGGGCGAUGAGCCCGAUGGCCCUUCAUUUGUGAUCAACAUUCCAGAGCAUCUGACGGUCCAUCCGGUCUUCCACGCCUCGAAGCUGGCAACAUACACGCCAGCCAAGAGCGACGACUUUCCGGACCGACGAUCGCAGGACCCUCCUUCUAUGGAUGGCCAUCAGGAAGUUGACCGCGUCAUCUCCGAUCGCAAGUACGGCAGCAAGCCGCGGCAGUACAAAGUCACAUUCAAAGCAUGUGAUCGCAACGACACUCGGUGGAUUUCAGGCACAGAUUUGAAAGCAUCCGCACCGCUGAUCUACGCGCAUUAUGAAAAGCGGAGGUUAGCUCAGGACGCUUCACGACCAGCCCCUCCCACCCGGACUGUGGUCCCUCCCUCAGACAGACAGCUUCGCYYUCGCAGGUCUCGGGGCAUCCGGGGUUGUAGUGGUAAUAGCACACUUACGGAGCUUGCAGAUAUCCCUGGAGGAGGAGGGGGAGGAGGGGGAGGAGGGGGAACAAUGGUCAGCGACAGGAAGAGUGAGAAAAAGGCGGGAACGAAGAGGAGUGGAGGGGGAGAAGCUGCCGCCGCGGAGAGUGGUGGGACACGUGGAACAACGGCUAAUAGGAGCGACGGUUCUCAUCAGCAGGCUCAGGAGGGGAGGGGUUCCGCGCCGCACAAGAGUCAUAGGCGGCGCUGGGAACCGUUGCCUGAGGCGGACUCAGAGGCGGGGUCCACUGUCCCAUCACGAGCAUCAAAGAAGCUCCGUGGAGAUGGAGGAGGAGGAGGAGGAGGUGGGGGAUUGAACAAUGGCGGAUUGGAAGAAGGUGCGGCGGUGAUGGAUCGCCGAAGAGCGUCGCCCUAUGAGGGGCCGACGCCUCUGCCCGCGGAUUUUGAUCGAUGGGAUGGAGGCAGCACCGAGGAUUUCACUGGCUCGACCAUCUUCUCAAGGUACGAACCGUUGAAGCUGACGAGGGGUAGCGACGGGACCGAGGGGGGGGGCGGGGGGGGGAACGUCGGCGCGCUUAGUGAAAAAGGCGGGAAGAAACAGAGUUUGGGAGGCGGUGGGGGUUCCAAAAGCUCUCAGAGGCUGUCAUCUACCCUAGGAAACGCUGCGGCGGCCCCCGUGUCAACCGGCACGGAAGGAUUGGGGGGAGGAGGAAAAGGUGGCGGAGGUAGCAAGAAGAGUGCAAGUGGAAAAGAGAGAAAGCGGGAGAGGGAGGAGGGGAGGGAAUCACGCGGAAGGAGUCGGUCGGAGGACCGCAGAAAAGAGGAAGAAGCAGCGCAAGACACGAAGCGGGAUCGGGAUGGUCGGGGUCGCGGCGAGGAAUACAAGCUGCACGACGAACUACGGAACGUGCCUCUGGAAAGAGAGCUGGAAGAUAGAAUAAGGAGGAGGAAGGAGGAAGCAGGGGAGAGGCGAGGGGGGCGCGGAGGAGGAGGAGGGGAUGAGUACGUGAGGGAGAGCAGGCGGUCGGGUGGAGGAAGGUCGGAGGGUGGGGAAGUCGGCGCGGAGAGAGGCAGGAGAGGGCGCAGCACGGGUGGAAGCGGGGGCGGCGGCGGCGGCGGAGAUGGGUACUAUCAUGAGAGCCGUCGGCGCAGCAGCAGAGACGAGGAGAAAGGUGAAGGGGGGCGGGGCACGAGAGCGGACAGCAGGUCUUCAGAGGACGACAGAUAUUAUGAGAGCGAUUACGAGAGAGAACACGUGUCAUCUGGUAGGGGAAGAGAUCGAGAGAGAGAAAAGGAGAAGGAUAGGUCGCGUGGGCGCGAGAGAGACAAAGAGAGAGGGAGAGAGCAUAGGGCAAGUGGACGUGGAGGGCGGGGAGAAGGCGGAGGGGGAGGUGAUCGUCAUGCGCGCGAAGAUAGGGGGGAGGAUGGACUCGGAGGAGGUGGGUAUGAGGAGAGUGGAGGGAGAAAGGGGAGAGAGAGAAGGGCGUUCGACGAAGGGAGGGCAAGACGAGGGCGGGAGAAGAGGUACGAUGCGACGUCGGAUGAUGGCCUUGCCAGAGAGAGAUGGGGGUAUGAUGAGGGGGGGGGAGGAGAGGUGCCAGGUGGCGGCGGAGGGAGUAAGAAUCAUCAUCAUCACCACCAUCACCACCGAGGAAUGGAGAGAGGGGGGGGCCUGCAGGAUGUGAAGGAGGAGAGAGGAGGGAAGGAGAAGGGAGGAGGUACGACAGCAAACGAUGAUGAAGAUCCUCGUAAGGAAGGAGGAGAAAGGAGGGAAGGUGGAGGAGAGAGGAGGGCGGCUGAGUGUUUCGAGGAGGAGGCAGUGCCUGUCCGAGUGCGUGAGAAAGAAGGUAGAGGAAGGGAGAGGGAGGGUAGAGGUGGCAGGGAAGGGAGAGGAGGAGGAGGUGGGGGCAGGGGGGCCUUAGUCUACGAGGAGAAGGAGAGAAGAGGGAGUAUGUGGAGUCUAGGGGACAAGUCAUUCGACGAAGAGCAAGUACGCAGCAGGGAGGUUAACAAGGAGGAACGCCCUGUUGACGUCGAGGCGCGUCCGCGGUCGAGGGCGAGGGAGAGGGAUAGGGAGAGGGAGAGAAUGGAUGUAAGUGAGGAGGGACCUACACGAGGCAGCUCAAGGGAACGUAUGGGGGAGAAGAGGGGAGGAGGAGGAGGCGGGGCGCGGGAGAGGGUCGGGGAGCAGUGUUACGAGGAGGAGAGGGAGAGGGAGAGGGAGAGGCCGAGCGGGCCGCCGCGAGACAGGGAGAGAGCUAAUGAGGGUGGUGACACGCGGCGACAAUGGGGCAAAAGUAACAGGUAUGAAGAGAGGGGAGAGAGGGGAGGUGGGAGGGAAAAGGUUGAGAGAGGAGGGGAAAGGGGAGGAGGAGGAGGAGGAGGAGGGGACGUGUCUGAACAGGAUUCGGGAGCGGAGAGGGGUGGGGGGGGGGUUGUUGGCAAAAGGUCUCGAGGUGAUGGAGGAGUAGGAGUAGGAGGAGGAGGAGGAGGAGCUUUGGACGGUUAUUUUGCGGAAACCAGGGGAGAGGGGUCAGGGGAGGGAGGAGGAGGGGGGGAGGGAGGAUACCACGCGGAGAGAGAUCGGCCAAGGUCAUCCAGAGGGAUGAGGAGGGGCAGUCGAGAGAGGAGGGAAAGGCACCUGGAUAGGGGCGGAGGGGGGUACAAGGCGCUGGAGUACGAGAAGGAGAGGUCGGGAAGGGCUGGUGGGGGAUCCAAGCGAGGAGAUCGGCAAGUGGAGGAGAUGGAUGGGCGGGAGCGGGAGAUGUCUCUGUCGAGGGAGAGAGGACAAGAGUCAACGGGCAGAGACAGGGACAGAGAUAGAGAUAGAGAGAGAGAUAGAGAGAGAGAUAGAGAGAGAGAGAGAGACAGAGAGAGAGGAGGCGGGCCUGGUUCAGGCGGCGGUGUUGGAGGCGUAGGAGGAGGCGCCGGGGGUCCGGAUGGCGUGGGCAUGACACGUGGCCGUCGUUUGCAGCCACCUCCGCCGCAGCCUCGUCAUCCCAGUCCGUUAAGUGAGAGGGAGAGGGAGAGGGAGAGAGAAAGGGAGAGAGAGAGGGAGAGAGAGAGGGAGAGAGAGCGAGACGCCCGAGAUCGGGACGAGUAUCGGAUGAACAUCGGGGAUAGGGAUCGCGAGCAGAGAGAUCGGGAUGAUUUUCGGAUGGGCAUCGGGCCGCCGGGGGUGGGGGGGAGAGAGUACGGAUCUCCCCCUCCCCCACCGCCCCCACCUUCCCUGCAUGUGCGCCGAGAAGGUGGCAGGCGCUCUCCGGGACCCCCGCCUCUCCAUCAUGACGGGCACGUCGACUACAGGGGAGGAGACGAGUACGAUGGGAAGCCCAUCAGUCGAGGCAGGUCACGCUCGCCGCUUCUGGUAUCGGGACCGCCCCCGCCGGGGAUGGGAAGGGGAAGGCCGCCGAUGCGAAAGGAGGCAUUCGAUCAGAGCAUGGGAUCGGUAGGCGGGGGAAUGCAGCGCAGAGGUGGUCCUGGCGGCGCUUGGAUGAGCGGCGGCCCUGGAGGUCGAGGUAGCGGCGCUGUAGGGAUGGGAGUCGCGGGGAUGAGCGGGGGGCUGGGGGGUGGUGUGGAGGUUGGGGGGGUAGGCGGGAGUGGAGGGGGUGAAGGGCCAGACUAUGGGGGGGUCGUUCUGGGGCAGCAACAACCGCCACACCGCUGGAUGGGCCCUCCUGUGCCUGACGAUGAGCUGCGUGGAGAGGACCUGGGUCCACCUGGAGUUGGGGUCGGGGGAGCACCGGGGGGAGGAGGAGGAGCUGUAGGGGGGGGAGGUGGAGGCGGAGGGGUGUAUGACGUGUCGAUUGGCGAGAUGGGAGGAGGGGGAGGGAAUCUAAGUCCACCGCCGUCGGCGGCGCAAGUGCGCAACAUGCGCGCCCCACCUCCGCCCGGGGUGGACGCGCGAGAUCUCCUUCCCCCUCAUGGGAAAGGACCCAUGCGGGGGCCCUUGAUUGGCAGGGAUGCUGGUCGAGGAAGGCCGAUGGACAUGGGUGGGAUGUGGGGGGAUCGUCGCGGAGGUCGGAUGCCGCCGGCAGCGGGCGGAGGGGAGGGAGGGGGAAUGGGGGGAGGGCCGAAGGACGGGGGAGGAAUGAUGGGAAUGGGAGACAUGUCACCCAAGCAGCAGGCAGGACACAUUCGCAGACCGGGUGGGGGGAUGGGAGGAGGUGGAGGUAGACCUGGCGACAGUCCGUUGGGACGGCCUCAGCUGGCUCCGAUCCCGAUCGCUCCUGGUCCGCCCUUGCCUCCUACCCCAUUCCGACCUCCUCCGUCGAUGGACAUGCCCCCGCAGGGUACAAGCGCACCAGCCGGGUUCUCUUUCGACGAUGGGAGAGGAGGGGAGAGGAAGCGUCCUGGGGGCAGAGGCGGAGCAGGUGCAGGAGACACGUGGAGAGGGCCUCCCAUCGGCUCAUGGAACUCCAGGGUGGGUGGUCCCGGUGGUCCCGGUGGACCAGGUCCAGGUGGCGCAGCUCCUGGUGUUCCUGGUGGCCCCGGUGGGCCUGGACCAGUUUCUGGUCCUGGUCCCAAUCCGGGGGUUGGCGCUAUAUUCGGCCAGUUCUCGUCGCAGUUUGGGGGUGGGCCCCCUCCCGUAGGGUUCCCGGGCAUGUUCCCGGGUGGCGUAGGGGGAAGCCAGUUCCCGGGACCGCCACCGCCGCCGUCGUUCCCGCCUGGUCGGGGCCCGCCGGUGGAUAUGGGGGGCUUCGGCGUUGGAGUAGGGGGAGCGGGAGGAGUAGGGGGCGGGGGCGGGGGGGGAGUGGGAGGUGGUAGCGGACGAUUCGCGGGGCCGGGGAAAGGGCGAGGGGAUGGAGGUGAUCGGUUCCGUAAUCAAGGGAGGGGAGGUGGAGGAGGUGGCGGCGGCGGUGGGUGGAGAAACCAGGGAGAAAUGGGAGGAGGGGAUCAUGGGCGGGCUCAUCACCCACCUAUGUCGGGACCGGGACCCGGUCCUGUCAUGGAUGCCGGCUGGGACUCGAUCAUGGGUCAGAUGGGUGACGAUAGGAUGAAAGUGGGUCGGGACAGACCGGGCGGGGUCGGAGGAAUCGGGCCUUCGGGGGGGGGGGUGAUAGGCGUGUCGGGACCGGGAGGUCUAGGUGGGCAUCUGGGUGCCGGACGCGGCUGGGACCGGGAUGUAUGGGAUCACAGGGGAGGGGGACGAGACGGAGGGGUCCCUGGUCGGGAUGCGUUGAUGCGGGGACUGGGGGGUGGUGGUGGUCCCCACCUGGACCUAGCUCAUCAGCGUUUGAUGGGACAUGCUCCUUGGGAACACGACAACCGAUGGCAGCAACAUCGUGUUGAUCUUCACCGCGGCGGUGGGGAGAUCGGGUUGAGGAGGAGGGAGAACAACCUGGUGCAGAAUCAUGUCCGCCUACAAGGACCUGGUCCGGCCGAGCAUGUGGGAGCGGACGCUGGCGCCACGGCCCCGCCGUUGGCACCGAAGGCUCCCUCCUCGAUUGCGGAUCAGCAGGUCCACCCGGAGACUAAUCCUGCCUGCAAUGCCCGAGCGUACCAGCACCAGGAGGGCUCUGUAGCAGAAGAUGAGGAUGGCCCGCCCGCGGGACCGACGACGACCGAUGGGACAACGCCGGUGCUUGGGUCUGUGACGGGCCCUACGGCGGACCCUCCUUCUGAGGUAGCCGCAGUUGAAUCGACCACGUUGGCACUGGAGGAAACCGGAAGUCCUGCUGUUGCCGUGCUUCCAGGCGAUGAUGGCGAAGGGGUGGAGGAAGGAGACGAGGUGGGCAUGGAGGGGGACAAGUGCGUGGGCGCAAAGGAGGAGCAAUUGCCAGAGAUUAUCGGAGGGCAGUCCCCUCCGGGCGUGGGCAAGGCCCCUGCAGCAUCCUCGGUAAGAGGGGCAGGGGGAGGAGGAGGGGGGGGGGCAGGGGUCGGGCUCCAAGGUUCGCAUGCGGUGCCGCCUGUGCAGCUGCCAAAGGCUAUCAAGGACGAGGUAAAGAUGAGCGCCGUGGCGCUGACGGCGGUCCGCGCGCUGCUGAGUCAGCUGCACAUAUCGCCAGCUCUCGCUGGGCAAGAAAUGUAUGCGAAGUACAAAGCUGUGGCUAUGGUGCCCGGCGGCUCAUCAGACAUGGGCAAGGAAGCCAGUUCGGUGACAACGCGUGCAGGGCUUCGGCGGAGUAGCAUGUGUGGGCCAGGGGGGGUCGGACGUGGGGAAGAAGUUGGCACUGUGGGUGAUGAGGGUAUCCGAGGAGGGGAGGGGAGAUGGGAGGAAGAUGGUGGUGAGGAGAGGAUGAUUAUGAGUGCGAGCUUGAAUAUGAGGAGAGAGAGUUGGGGGGCAUCAGCCACAGCUGAGAAAGUGGUUGAGGGUGAGCCGCAGCAGGAGCAGGAGCAGGAGGAGGAGGAGGACAAGGAGUGGGGAGGGGAUUCCUCAGGAGAUUUGGGUGCCAUCCGCCCCGGACUUCCAUCCGAUCAAGAACGCAAAGGUGUACAAGGAGAAGAAGAGGAAGCACCGCCGACGAAGAUGUUUCUGGGCGAUGCUGAUGAUCGUGACGGUGUGAUUUCUUCUUUGAAGAAGAAGAAGAAGUCGGAGAAGAAACUGCAGCAGUGGCUUGGCCAGCCUGAUGCUCAGAACCUCGGCACCGCUUUUCAGAAUCUCUUGUCUCUUUAUCAUCAACGAGAGGAUGAGGAUUGCUGCCAGGAGUCGCUGUUUGGUUGCUUUGAUCUUCCGUUUGCCAAAAAGUCCAUCCACCUCCGACACAGCGUCUUCUUGUCUUGGCUAGGGAUGCGAGAAAGCAGCUCCAAGGGUGAUGAGGACCACAACAUGAAGCCCCAGACCCAGAUCACCAGUCCUUGUACUGAGAAAGCUGUGUUUAGUGGUGCGAAAGAACCUCCUGUGCCUUCUUUACCACCGUCUUUGUUAGGGACAGGGACUCGUCAAAGGCGGCUAGCAGAACGGUGGUCUUUUCCAUUAGGAGGAGGAGGAGGAGGAGGAGGAGGAGGAGCUUGUCGGCAAUCCGCUAGUCAUGACGAGGGUCAUGAUGACGGUGAUGGUGGUGGUGGUCCCCAAGAUGAGGAGUGCUGUCCGAAUGUAAGGGAGGUGGAAAUGCACGACAGGGGAGAAGAGACCGCAAAGUUAGCACGAGGAGUAAGAGCGGAAGUAAUGGGAAUGGCAAUGAAUUUACAGAUGGGUGGGGUAGAAAUGAAGGUGGAGCGGGUUGAGGGAGAAGGGGAAGUGGAGGCAGAUAUGGGAGUAGUAGUAGUGAAUGCACGAUCUUCUGCGCAAAGAGCUUUGGAGGAGGAGGAGGAGGAGGCUCUUAUACACAUCUAGAUGUGUAUAAGAGACAGAAGCCGGGGGGGGCACUGGUGAUGGAGGGGAAAUGGUGUUGGCGGUAGCUGCUGGAG
Chara braunii is the source of this 10658-nucleotide messenger RNA. Lineage: Eukaryota; Viridiplantae; Streptophyta; Charophyceae; Charales; Characeae. The record is from the annotation of a GenBank genome assembly.